Ilex paraguariensis (yerba mate) is the source of this 911-nucleotide messenger RNA. Lineage: Eukaryota; Viridiplantae; Streptophyta; Magnoliopsida; Aquifoliales; Aquifoliaceae. The record is from the annotation of a GenBank genome assembly.
AUGUUGGAUUUUUUUUGGUUGCUACUCCUUGCUUUCACCGGGUUGGUGAGCUCGGACCAUGCUCUUGCCUCUGAUUCAGCCAAGAACAUAUUUUUAUUAGCCGGACAAAGUAAUAUGGCUGGCCGAGGAGGCGAGGUUCAUCAGAGAUGGGACGGUGUUGUCCCACCUGAAUGUCAUCCCAACCCGUCAAUCCUCCGUUUAAGUGCCGGACUUUCCUGGGAAGAGGCCUGUGAACCACUCCACAAGGACAUUGACGUCAGUAAAAUUUGUGGGGUUGGACCAGGGAUGCCAUUUGCCCAUUAUAUUUUGGACAAGAACUCGAGCAUUGGGGUGGUGGGUCUAGUCCCUUGUGCCAUUGGAGGGACCAAGAUAAGUCAGUGGGCUCUCGGUACCUACUUUUACAAGCAGCUGGUGAGGAGGGCUAAAGCGGCCCUGCACUGUGGUGGGACCAUCAGAGCACUUCUAUGGUAUCAAGGUGAGAGUGACACAGUGACUUUAGAGGGUGCGAAGUUGUACAAGAGGAGAUUAGAGAAAUUUAUUACUGAUCUACGCCAUGAUUUACAGUCUCCAACCCUCCCGGUGAUCCAAGUGGCAUUAGCGUCAGGAGAAGGAAGUUACAUAGAGGAGGUAAGAGAAGCUCAGCUGGGAAUUGACCUUCCGAAUGUGAGAUGUGUGGAUGCAAAGGGAUUGCAGCUGCAACCUGGUAACUUGCACCUCAGUACUUUUGCCCAGGUUCGUCUUGGAGAGAUGUUAGCUAACGCCUACCUUCAGAUCCUGCCCAGCCCCCAAAAUUAAGCUUUCGCCAUUUUCUUUUUGAGAUUUUUCAAUGUCUAUCAUAGUAGAUGUUUCAGCAUGAUAUGCCUUAGUUUAAGAAUAUGGCUCUUAACAUCGUAGCGAUUUGAUGAUGUGGU